This is a messenger RNA of Aethina tumida (small hive beetle), 4398 nucleotides long. RefSeq names its product epithelial discoidin domain-containing receptor 1-like. The record is from RefSeq and is a predicted model, not a curated record. Gene Ontology annotation, cellular component: signaling receptor complex. Gene Ontology annotation, molecular function: protein tyrosine kinase collagen receptor activity; ATP binding; collagen binding. NCBI's taxonomy places the organism in Eukaryota, Metazoa, Arthropoda, Insecta, Coleoptera, Nitidulidae. The transcript is spliced from 11 exons. Gene Ontology annotation, biological process: multicellular organism development; positive regulation of kinase activity; protein phosphorylation. The coding region runs from base 360 to 3101 and encodes 913 amino acids.
GGCUACGGCCAGCCGAUCCUGAAAUGUUCUAAACAAAACACGCGCGCCAAGACAACUCGUGCACGCAACGCGAUAAAACUAUUCGAAUUCGCACAACCUCAAAAAACUUCCCCAUUCUCGAUUUGCCGAUUCACAAACUGCACGUCACCUCGUGGAUCGCGAGGAUCGAUCCACACGGGCUUAAUUUUGUGGAAGUUCUAAAUGGUCUCAGUUCAGUGUAGUGCGAAUUAUUAUUUUCGAAUGUUUGGAUUAUUCUGCUACAUUUGAGAAUCCAUUUUCACAUAAAGAUAAUGCAUGAUUCGGGAUCGUGAAAAAUGUUUUACACGCGAGGAAUUUUUCCUCGUCCAGUGUAAGCUAGCAUGACGAAGCACCAUUGGAACUUUCGGCUUUGUACUCUUGUAAUUCUUCCUCUGCUGCAGCCUUACUACGCUUUAGAUCCAUCACAAUGCAUCGCGCCACUGGGCAUGGAAAACGGCGCGAUCAAAGACGACGACAUCACCGCCAGUUCUUCGUUCGACAGCGGCAGCGUGGGGCCACAUCACGGACGGGUUCGAACUGACCGUAACGGAGGAGCAUGGUGUCCGCAGAAGCAGGCCACGACGGAGCCCCACGAAUGGAUCCAGGUGGACCUGAAGUCGGUCCACAUGAUUACGUCGACCGAAACUCAGGGACGUUUCGGGAACGGACAGGGGAUCGAAUAUGCGGAAGCUUAUUACAUCGAGUACUGGCGGCCGAGACUGAACACCUGGAUUAGAUAUCACAACAGUACUGGACAAGAGGUCAUUGACGGAAAUGUUAACCCGUACCUUCCAUCUAAACGUGAGUUGGAUCCUCCAUUCUGGGCGAGCAAAGUCCGUUUCUACCCCUACAGCAGCCACAAAAGAACGGUAUGCAUGCGCGUGGAACUCUACGGCUGUCGUUGGACGGACGGCAUCGUCAGCUACACAAUGCUCCAAGGUGACAAACGUGGCUCCAACUGGAAGUUCUACGACUUCGGUUACGACGGUGAAUGGGACGGCAACGAGUUGAAGCACGGAUUGGGUCAAUUAAUCGAUGGAAAGUUCGGACACGACGACUUCAAGACUGACUUCCACAACGACGCCCAACGGUGGGUCGGCUGGAAAAACGACACCAGGCACAACAAACCGAUAGAAAUAAAAUUUGAGUUUGACAGAAUAAGAGAGUUUUCAGCCGUACAUAUCUACUGCAACAAUCAAUUCACUAAAGACGUGCAGGUCUUCGCUUUGGCCAAGGUCAUGUUCAGUAUCGGCGGCAGACGUUUCAACAAAGGCGAGCCCAUCACCUACGAAUACAUACAGGACCGCAUCUUCGAAGUGGCCAGGAACAUCACCAUCAAACUCCAUCACCGCGUGGGAAAGUAUGUGAAACUCCAGUUCCAUUUCGCAUCGAAAUGGCUGUUGAUAAGCGAGGUUUCCUUCGACUCGGUCAUUGCCCACGGCAAUUUCACCCCGGAGCCGGAACCCACCACGGCUCCACACGUCAAGACCCAACAAGGUGACAGACACGAGCACAAAAUUGAGAUCCCAGUACCCAGUGAGAUCAACGAACCGGCCACCAUUGCGAUUAUAUUAAUCGGAUUGGCUUUGGUGAUUUUGCUGCUGGGUGGUAUCAUUUUAAUUAUAUAUCGCUUCCGAAAUAGAAAAUUCUUCCGCAGCCCCAACUCCUCGAACAUUAGAUUCCCAACAAACACCUUGCCACACAUGCAAGCCGAUUCGGUGUACGGUAUGAGCGAAAAGGGAAGCUCGAUUGAGGCCUACGGGGUGACCGAAAUAGAUGAGUAUAGGAGAUCUCACGGGACGGUUAAAUCCAGCCUGAGGUCCACUUUACCACUGCCUCAUCCGAUGUCGGAGAAUAACGAAUAUCAAGAACCAUAUCAAGCGAUGAAAUAUGCCCCUUACUACAGUUAUAGCUCCGUCGUUAUGCAAAUGCAAGAUGUAUUGCCCAGCAGUAUUAAAAAGUGUUCCCAAGAUAACUAUGACUAUGCUGUUCCGGAAGCAGGAACGUUACCACUUCUCGGAACAGACAACACACUUCCUAUGAAUCGGAAUAGACUAAGUAGCAUAUCCUCCAGAGGCCCCAGAUUAUCCCUCAGAAGUUGUCCUAGUGAUGGAAAAAGAUCACCUACACAACAGGAAGCACUAGCUGCAUUAAAAAAGAGAUUAGAAGAAACCACUCCAACAGAGUUCCCCAGACAUAGACUUAGAAUGCUUUCCAAGCUUUCUGAAGGUGCUUUUGGAACUGUGUACAUAGCCGAAGCUGACGGUAUUUCGGAAUACUCUUCAACCCUGUCGUUAGGAACUAGAUUAGUAGCUAUUAAAUUUUUAGGUGAAGAUGCUAGUGAUAAAGAAAAGAAAGACUUUUACCGUGACGUUAGAAUUCUCUCAGCACUUGAGGAUCCGAACAUCGCCCGUGUCCUAGGAAUGUGUAGUCAAGAUGAGCCCAUCUGCGCUGUUAUGGAAUAUUUAGAUCACGGAGAUUUGUAUCAGUUUUUGAAGACUCAUGUAGCUGCUGAAGUGAACACAAAUCUUCCUUACGGUGUUAAGUCCUUGUCUUUUAACUGCCUUCUCUAUAUGGGAGCUCAAAUUGCCUCCGGUAUGAGGUAUUUGGAGUCCCUGAAUUUCGUACAUAGAGAUUUAGCUACCAGGAAUUGUCUAAUUGGAAAGGGUUAUCAAGUAAAAAUUUGCGAUUUUGGAACGUACAAUGAAUUAUACUGCAACGAUUAUUAUAAGGUUGAUGGUACUACUCCUCUACCUCUAAGAUGGAUGGCUUGGGAGUCUGUGCAUCAUGCAAAGUACACUACAAAAAGUGACGUUUGGGCUUUCGCUGUAACCCUCUGGGAAAUCUUAACACUAUGUCGAAGGCAACCUUACGACUCGCUCUCUGAUGAAGAAGUGAUGGAGAAUUUGGCACGGUUGAAUUGUGAGGACGGGCAGUACUUGUAUCUUCCAAGACCCUCCAAUCACAUGGAUAUUUACGAUAUUAUGUUGGAGUGUUGGAGGAGAAGGGAUGUAGAGCGACCCUCAUUUAGAGAGAUACACAUGUUUUUGCAGCGGAAAAACUUAGGUUAUGCUCCUACAUAGCUUAAGAAGACUGGUUAGGUAUAGAGGGAUCAACAACUUUUAUGUAAAUAAAACACAGGGUGAUACUUUGUAUUGUUUCUUUAAUACGACUUAAGCUGUUUUAGUACUAGUUCUUUUUGGAAAUGUUAUUUAUUUUUAAAAGUUUUAUCUUCUAAAAGAUGUAAAUUGUUUAUAAUCCGUCUGGUUCAAAGAAAUGUAGACGACGAAUUCUGCGCACAUCGAGCAAUAAACGAAAUCGGAACAGGAAAUGGCAGUGAAUGUGACUUUCGUACAACGAUAUAUCGUUUAGAGUAUAUAUCUCUACAUUUGCAUGGAUCACACUUUUAAUAAAACUUAGUUGGUUAUUUUUCUGCAGACUCCUUCAGUUUUCGGGGAUUCUGCGGAGGAAAUUAUCUAGAAGGUGGCUUAUUUGCUUUAAACAUUUGUUAAAACGAACUUUCACAAGCACAAUAAUUCAAGACAAUGUCUAGAUAUUAAAUAUAAAAGAAGUAAUAAUAUGAGUGUUAUAUAAUAUAUUUACUAGUCAAUUCGGACGCCUAUGUAAUAUACUUCAAUGAAAAAUAUCUUGGAGCUAAGAUAAAAAGUGUAUCUAAAAGUAUUUAUCUUGAUCUAAAAUGCUCCCCGCUUAUUAACUUUAAGAUAUAGAAAUGUAGAGUUAAUUUUCUAGUUACCACAUUUAUAUAUAGUACCUAUUAAAAGAAUUUUCUGGAGUUUUAUAUUAGUCCGACAGGAUUUGUUCAACGUCUUUAGACAUAUAAAACUGCAGGAGUAAACAUAACUUUAUUGUUCUUGUUUUUAUACCCACAAGAAAAAAUGCUCGACAAUGUACAAUGUUUUACGUAUAUUUUAAACAAAACUGUUUUAUGUACUUGUAAUUAUAUUUUUAUUAUGUGCCAAGAGCUCACCAUCUCUUACAUUAAUCAUCACAGCGAUGUUGUUCCAGUACCUACAUACCGCAUAAGUCCUCCUAGACUACUCUAACACAUGAAAGACCCAGUAGCGAAAUGUAUUUUUUUAAAAUGAGCACAUCGAUUUGACUAUGCUGUAUGUAAAUUUAGCUUGUUUAAAUGCUUAAGAAGUAUGUAACACUAAUGUUUGAGCCAUCAUUGUUUCCCAUUGUUUAUUAUAGAAGUUUCCUGAACUUUUUCACAUCUCUGAACAUUCCAAAUAAAUAUAAGUGGCACAAAUAUUACGAAUAGUUGCAAUAAUACUUUUUUGUGAUUUAGUUGUUGUGUAUUUUAAAUUCCUGCAAAUAAUUGUCAAGUAAUAACAUAUCAAUAAAGAGAAACAAAAUGAA